AGAGGAUUCAGUCGUUUGUUGACUGUCGCCGGUGUUAGUCGCAAAUUCUGAUCUGCUUGCUAUUUCUCGAUUUGCAGCUUUUUAUUUUGAUCAGGAAAAGUCAACACAUAUUGACCACCGAAAACGUACUUUAUACCAAGUGCUCUCAAUUGGAAAAGUGGCGGACCUGCUGGAUAUGCCAUGUACUAUUAAACGUGAAACAUGUGACAUAAUUGUUGCUAACAAAUUAAAAUAUGGUAAUAAACAGUUCCUCCAGUUAAAUAGUUAGAUUGUAUUCGACAUUAACAGUGCAUCGCAUAUAUGCAGCAUAGUGUAUCCAAUAUUAUGUUUGAAAAAAAUUAAAUUAUGUGCGAAGAUCCACAGAAAACCUCAAAUAAUCAAACAAAAAGUUUAACGGUUUGUUCCGGUUUUGAAAUCGUUCAAUUUUUUUCGGAUACCACCACCCUCGGGUCAAAUUGCAAGUGACAUCGAUCGAUUCUCUUUGUUAUAACACGUGGUACGUUGUUAGCUUUGAUUACAUUCCUGUUGGUUUGUAAUUAAUAAUAGCCUGGAUUGGAUGCACCAGUUGAUGGAAGCAACCAAGCAACCAUAGAGAGGAAGUAGCUGUUAGAAUCAAAAGCAUUUGUUUAUUGGAAUUCUAAUGCAGUUUCCGAGGGCAUUUCUUUUAAUGGAAAGAGAAUGAGAUAGGAAAAUCUUUCCUGAAAAGAAAAAAAUUGUGAGCCACGUCCAUAGGCGUUUGUGUAUCGUAACACUGAGUAGUGAUGGUAAAUUGUGAGACAGUUUAAAAAAAAGUACAGAUUCUGGAAUAUCAAAGACGUGAUUAAGGUUCGUUUCAAUCUCAAUGGAAGUGCGGAAAAUAGGUUGAGCAUAAACUGUUGCUAGAUCACCAGAAGAAGUUGUCAAAGCCAGGGAUGAUAAUGUUGUUGUUGUUGUAAUGGAUCUGAAAGCUGGCAAAAAUCUCGUGGCACCAGCGAUAAAUAAUAUCAGUUGUUCGAGUAAUCGUUUCACCGGCAAUUUCUUCGCCCAGAUUGGCCCCCUGGAUGUACUGCAGGCGUUGUUUAUCGUGUUCCUAACCUUUCUGGUGAUUAGUGCCAAUCUAAUGGUGAUCAUUGUCAUCAACAGUCGACGAUAUGCGGCCUACAUCCAUCCACAGCCACGCUACCUGUUGACAUCGUUGGCUCUGAACGACUUGGCGAUCGGGCUGUUGAUCAUUCCCCUCGGGGCACUUCCUGCCUUACUCCACUGCUGGCCUUACGGUGAAAUAUUUUGCCAAAUUCAGGCUUUACUACGUGGAGCUUUAUCGCAACAAAGUGCUGUUAUCCUAGUAUGUAUGGCAGUCGAUCGGUAUCUGUGUGUACUGCAUCCUCGAAUCUAUUAUAAGCGGUCCAGUAAAAAAGGUUGUGUAGCAAUCCUGAGCAUUACGUGGAUUCUUUGUUUAACGUUUUUUGGACUACUGGUGCUACCGAAAGGAUACUACUUCAACAAAUCCGGUCUGCUAGCGUGCGAACCGUUUUACAGUAAAUCUUCUUACCGGAUUCUGUCCAGUUGUGCACUAUACUUUCCAACGACGAUGGUGCUGAUGUAUUGCUACGGGUCAAGUUUCCAUGCCAAUCGAUACAGACUAACGACGCCAGCUAGUGGUAGAGGUAGAGCAACAGCCGGUACCUCCACCGCAACGAUCCAGGACGCACCGUCUGCAACUGCAGCAGCAGCCACAGCAGCAUCAAUUACUGCAGCGGAGUCAGUGACGGGCGGAGGAGGCGCGACAACUACGACCACGACCGAAAUCGGAACGGUCAACAAUUCACCGUGUGCCGGAACGCCAACCGGUGUUUCUGUCGCGACGCCGUCAUCCUUGUCGUUCUCGGAAAAGCUGGCUGAACACGAACAGAGACUGAACGGAUCAACUUCACGCACAAUGGCGGCUAUAUCAUUAGGUUUUAUAGUGAUUGUCACCCCCUGGACGAUACAGGAGAUAGUUGCAACCUGUACUGGAUCAAAGAUACCACCAUCAAUAGAUUUUUGCGUAACAUGGAUAGCAUUAAGUAGUAGUUUUUGGAACCCAUUUCUAUACUGGUUGUUGAACGCUCGUUUUCGAAGGAUCUGCCGAGAUAUGUUAGCAUCGAAGUGCGUCAGCAGCCAACCAUCGCUAGAGAAAAAAUGCAGUAUAAGCCUAGAAUACGACCAUCACAUGACGUCACUACCGCUUCCACCGGGCCCACCACCGCCGACGAUUUGUCGUUCAACUAACCACACCACGCGACCCGACAUUGAAUGCUCGGAUAAAUAUUGGGGGGACAUUCUUGAGCAAACAUUCAGCACCGGUAGCAUGAAUGCUAUUCAUCGCAGCUCUUCCGCGAGUGCUGUUCCAUACCAUCUGCACCGGCAUCACCAUAGGGCGCACCAAUAUCAUCAUCAUCACCAAAACGGAAGUAGUAACCACCAAAGUAACAACAGCAUUCACAAAUUCCCUCAGAAUUUGACCGGAAGCGAUCAGUUCCACUACGACAUUGCCGGAGGUAGUGCCAAAGACGGUGAGUUCACUGUGAUCUUCCCGACGACUAAUUCGGAUCCACAGAUGUCCGGUGAACAUGAACUGCACGACAUCAACUGCGCCAAGAACAGGGCUUUUUUCGUCGGUUUCAAUCAUCAUCAAACACUACCUGAUAUCUAGUAUUGUAGGACUCGUACUAGACCGUGGAAUAGGAUUAAGAAGAUAGUUACGCAACUUUUUUAGGGGGCCAUUAAUCAAGAUACGGAUAAUGUCUUCAUUGGAAUCAAAUGUAUUGAAAAACAAUUUGUAUUACAGAAAGGAGCAAAAAUAUGUUUGGUGGGCAAAAAUAGUCGUUCAAUGUUUAUGUGCGUGCUCAAAAACGACAACUUACUCGUUUUAGUGUUACAAUUCUCCCAUCGUGUGUUCAGUAUAGGUUUAUCAAUUCAUCAAUUCCGAAGGCUGGUCCUUCUUUGCUUAGUUCAAUACAUCUCAUACCCAGCAACUAAUAGUGGUUAUAAUUCAUUACCUUCACACACAUACACUAAUUUCUACACGAAAUAGCAACUAUUAGCAAGAUUGUGAUAGUUAAUCGAUUAACGAUAGACACAACAUUCAACCACAUCGUUUCUCGAACGAUUUAAAUCGUCUUUAAUUAAGUGAAAAACGAAAGAAAAGAAAU
This is a messenger RNA of Malaya genurostris, 3173 nucleotides long. RefSeq names its product trace amine-associated receptor 1. Bases 935 to 2674 code for a protein of 579 amino acids. Gene Ontology annotation, cellular component: membrane. Gene Ontology annotation, molecular function: corazonin receptor activity. The transcript has 8 exons. Lineage: Eukaryota; Metazoa; Arthropoda; Insecta; Diptera; Culicidae. Gene Ontology annotation, biological process: neuropeptide signaling pathway. The record is from RefSeq and is a predicted model, not a curated record.